Sciurus carolinensis (gray squirrel) is the source of this 1054-nucleotide messenger RNA. RefSeq names its product L antigen family member 3 (gene Lage3). The record is from RefSeq and is a predicted model, not a curated record. Bases 416 to 844 code for a protein of 142 amino acids. The transcript is spliced from 3 exons. Lineage: Eukaryota; Metazoa; Chordata; Mammalia; Rodentia; Sciuridae. Gene Ontology annotation, cellular component: EKC/KEOPS complex.
ACUUUGGGGAGCCCAAGUCGCCUCCUGCUCUGAUGCAUGAAGUUUUGUGAGGAAACCUUAGUCUACCAGGCCCGAGGGCAGCACAGACCACACACCUGGUGGCCUUGCUAGGGGAAUGUUCGCGCAGGCGCCCUGGGAUUAAGUCAUGUGCGAAAGGGCAGAGUUUUUGGAAGGGCCCUCAGUCUCCACUGCUGACUAGAUCAACGAGGGUCCCUGGCAGAGUCGUCAAGGCAGGAGCUGACCACGCCCCCGGCGUACUGGCCGGUAGCCGGUUUGCGCAGGCGCGCGUGGGGUGGUGUCAAGAGUUAGGGGCGGAGUUUCAGGAAGGAACCGCUGAAUCUCGGAAGCCGGAGGAGAGGGCGGGCUGUUGGUCUUGCGCUCGGAGCGUGGAGUGGAAGGCGGAGCAGCGGCGGACAUGCAGGCCCCAAACAGAGGUACAAGCAACGCGGCGGCGGGCCGUACCGGCUGCCUGCGUCCCCGCAGCUGCACCUGCGGCACUGACAUAGUGGUAGCUGCAGCCCGUGGAUCUUACGGUACUGUCCCAGUUUCCGGCACAGGCGCCUCUGGAAACAGAAGGUCUCUAAUCCGACCUCAUAUGUUUGCCCUCAGGGUGCCUUUCCCGAGCCCUUUGGAGGCAGAAAUCGCCCAUGGAUCCCUGUCUCCAGAUGUUGAGCCACACCAAGGGGUCAUUGAGAAGGAGCUUACAGUGAGGGGCAACGUCCUGGCCAUCAAAUGGACAGCUGAAGAUGCUCGCCUCCUCCGAAUUUCCAUCAUCAACUGUCUUGAACACCUUUCCCUGGUGUUGCGGACCAUGCAGCACUUUGGGCCCCCCAUUUCCCGCUAAGCCUGUGCUUGGCUAAGGGAUCCAGUUUAACCUAUGACCCCCAUCUAGGUAGUACAUGGUUGCCUAGGGCAGUGAUUCCCAAAGUACUUGCUACUUAAGUGUUAGGGUCUAAAAAUUUACCUGGACUGGCCCUUGGGCACUACGAGUCCUCUUAUUUGGAGUUUUACAUGUUUGUUAGUGCAGAAAAUAAAACUGAGCUAGUCAACUGCA